AUGUCACUGGGAAAAAAGAAAGAAACAAACGCAAUUCUUCUAAAGUCACUUUUGCGCGAACCAGCAAACAAAAUAUGUGCAGACUGUAAACGUAAUGAGCAACCACGAUGGGCCAGCUGGUCUUUGGGGGUCUUCAUUUGUAUCAGAUGCUCCGGUAUCCAUAGGAGUCUUGGUGUUCACAUCAGUAGAGUGAAAUCUGUAGAUUUGGACGCUUGGACUGAUGAGCAAACCGAAAAUAUGCGUCGGUGGGGAAAUCAACGAGCAAACAUGUACUGGGAAGCAAAACUAGCAGAUGACCACGUCCCCUCAGACAGCAAAGUUGCAAUCUUUAUUCGAACAAAAUAUGAAUUACGAAAGUGGGUUUUAAGUCCUGAGAUCCCUUCUCCCGAAACGCUGAUUCCGUCUAAAAAAUCAAACCCUUCCAUUACUUCACCAGAGCCGAAAGUAGUUAAUAGAUCUGUAGGUACCAGCAUGCCCUCUAUAUCUAAGGAAUCCUUGCAUUAUCCAAGCGAGGCCCCCAUGGUAGAUUUUACUUCUGGGGCUAGCGCAGAGAAUUAUCGCUUGCCAAACCCCAGCGCUUCUACUGCAGCAUCCACUCCGAAUUUGACGUCUCUAUCUGCUAAUAGUUCGUCAAGUACUCAAGCUAAUAGACAGAAAGACCUCAAAUCUUCUAUCCUCUCCUUAUACGCUUCACCUCGUCCCGUAUCCGCCAUGAACUCACCGGUGUCUGCCUUUUCCAACAUUCCGUCGACGCCCAGCUCGAAUGUUCAAGGGUCACAACAAUACGCUAGUCUUCAGUCACCUGUUUCCAGUACUUCUUUUGUCGCCGAAAAAUGGAAGAUGCCUCUUUUUGGCUCAACAAAUGCUUAUUCCUUUUCCCGGGAAUCAGGUAUGCAGUCUCAACCUCCUCGGAGGACCCAGUCUGCUAUGGAUAACAGUAUAAUGAAUACCCAUGAUGUGUGGAAGUAA
Molecule: messenger RNA, 969 nt
Organism: Schizosaccharomyces osmophilus
Lineage: Eukaryota; Fungi; Ascomycota; Schizosaccharomycetes; Schizosaccharomycetales; Schizosaccharomycetaceae
Product: GTPase activating protein
Exons: 5
Coding region: 1-969 (322 amino acids)
Biological process (GO): endoplasmic reticulum to Golgi vesicle-mediated transport; endocytosis; intra-Golgi vesicle-mediated transport
Cellular component (GO): Golgi apparatus
Molecular function (GO): metal ion binding; GTPase activator activity
Source: RefSeq, a predicted model, not a curated record